Prorocentrum cordatum is the source of this 178-nucleotide messenger RNA. NCBI's taxonomy places the organism in Eukaryota, Dinophyceae, Prorocentrales, Prorocentraceae. The record is from the annotation of a GenBank genome assembly.
GUCACGUCGCCCGGCAGGAGGAGACCGACCGACCUCUCCCUCACGGAGCCGGUCGUUUCCAGACGCGGCUCCAUGUUGGUCCCGCCCUCGCGCGGCAUCUCGGACGUGUCCCGGUCGCAGUCGCCCAGGUGCUCCGUGCCGCGCGCGCAGUCGUACCGCCUGGUGCCCGCCGAGGGCG